Molecule: messenger RNA, 960 nt
Organism: Melampsora larici-populina 98AG31
Lineage: Eukaryota; Fungi; Basidiomycota; Pucciniomycetes; Pucciniales; Melampsoraceae
Exons: 7
Coding region: 1-960 (319 amino acids)
Source: RefSeq, a predicted model, not a curated record
AUGUGCACACGUAUAACAACACUGAAAUCCUCGGGGGAACCGCUAACAUCUGAGACCUUCACUGAGCGACAAGAAAACAGUUUCUACUGUAAAGCGAUGAUUAAAUUCAGUCGCGGAUUAGAUGGGAUCAUACUUGGUCUGGGGGAUCCCGGAUUCUCGGCGCGGGUUCCUCAUCAUUUGAGGAGUACACAUACGUUAUACUUAGCUUCUACAGUCCCUUUCACUCUACCUCUGACCUCAUCACUUUCCAAGUCUCGCGACAGCUAUGCCUCAGGUCUUGAGCGUCGUGCUAUGGAGCCCGAUGAAAGCGCAGACUCUGUCUGUCAAAGGCCGUUGGUCAUCCACCUAGACGACAGCCUCUCCGCACCUCCUCCAAAGCCUACAGUCCCCUGCCGAACCAAGAUCAGAAGGAUGUGUCCAAAUGAUUACGACAAGGAUGGAUUGGAUUAUGAAUCGGGCAAACUUCGAAAAGCUAUUCGAGCUGCUCAAGAAGCUUCUCAACCCCAAUCCAGUCGCAAAGAGCUCUUGGUUAUCAACUGCGGACCAGAUGAACCUUCACCAGUAGCUGGACCCUCAUCGCGCUCUGAAACCUUGACCGAGCCCAAAUUAGACUCCAUUGUGAAAGUCCUACGUUCUCACUCACUGAAUUCAAUCGAGAAGCUCAAGGCCGCGCUUGAAAAAACAAAGGGAAAGAUGCGAUCGCGAGCUCAAAGCUCGGUCGACCAAACUCUUUCAAAUGCAAACCCCGAACGUUUUAUCAAGCGAAGGGGAUUAGUAAUAGAUCCUGAGGCUCUUCAAGGUGCAUUGAAGGAAGAAUUUGGACUUGAACUCAACCCUGAUCCUAACUCCGGAUAUGCCUAUGCUACACCUAGUCAACAAUCUCAUGACUCUGAUGCCUCUGUCUAUAGUCAACAAUCUCACGACUCUGAUGCUUCUAUAUAUAGUCAAACCUCUGCCUGA